CGCGAAAGCCUUUGUUCCAAAAUCUUAGUGCAAUUAAUCAAAGUGGCACGGAAAGAAGCAAAAUAUCAAAUAUGGGACGUGAAGUGUUUAAAAGAAGGUCAAAAGAUUUUUCUAAGAAGCUUAGACGCAAAAGGCGCGGUAAGCAUCUGCAAAGAAUACAACUCGAACAUGGACGUGAUGGUGGAAGCCCAGAGGAUCAUGCAGGUGGAGAAACUCCUUCGAGAGAGAGAAAUCUACUACGAGGUCACGGUGAACGACACGGCCGUCGUCAGCCAUUCCCCUCAUAGGGCUCGCAGCCCUAUGGGCAUAAUUCAGAGGCCUAGGUCACCCAUAAAAAGAGCUAUGGAUUGGAAAGACUUUUACCCCUUGCAUGUCAUAUACAAUUUUAUGGAUUUCUUAGAGGUACAGUUUCCCUCAACGUGCACAGUUAGUUGUAUAGGAAAAUCUGUAGAAGGCAGAGAUAUAAAGAUGCUUAAAAUUUCAAAUAGUGACGCGAGCAACACGGCUGUUUGGUUAGACGGUGCCAUACAUUCGAGGGAGUGGAUCAGUACAUCAGUGGUCACUUACAUAGCAGACCACCUUGCUAGAAACUUUGAUGAACUCCCUGGAAGCAUAACGAAUAAAGAUUGGUACUUUGUUCCAAUUGUCAACCCAGAUGGCUACCAUCACACUCACAUUCUUGAUCGAAUGUGGCGCAAAAACAGAGCUCGAGUAGGCAAUAAUAUUACUGGAGUCGAUCUAAACAGAAACUUUUCACAUUUCUGGGGACGGGGAGCCGGUGAAUGUUCAUCAGGGGACCCGUACCAUAUAAAUUAUCGUGGAACAGAACCUUUUUCGGAGCCAGAAUCUGCUGCUGUCAAAGAUUUAAUAUUAUACUCGGGGACCCCAUUCAAGAUUUUCUUAACAUUUCAUUCUUAUAGUGAAGUGAUAUCGUUUCCUUGGUGCUACACAGCUGAUCCUUGUAUGGACUACGUCACUUUGCUAGAAGGUGGCACUAUCAUGGCCAAGGCAAUUUAUGAAACAAACGGUCGCAUGUACAAAGUUGGCAACUUCAAAGACCUCAUGUAUUACGCGUGUGGAACAAGCAUAGACUGGAGCUAUGGUGUAGCUCGUAUACCGUUUUCAUACCUCGUCGAGUUGAGAAGCAAAGAACACAGAUUUCUACUACCCAAAGAACAAAUACUAGACUGCUGUAGAGAAGUACUCAACGGCAUAAAGGCUUUAGCACAAUUCGUCGACACAAAAAAGUGUUUAAAUCAUGCUGUUAUAUCUAAAAGGAAAUCAACUAUGUAA
Messenger RNA from Ostrinia furnacalis (Asian corn borer), 1293 nucleotides. Its product is annotated as carboxypeptidase B. The coding region runs from base 169 to 1293 and encodes 374 amino acids. The record is from RefSeq and is a predicted model, not a curated record. The transcript has 8 exons. Gene Ontology annotation, molecular function: zinc ion binding; metallocarboxypeptidase activity. Lineage: Eukaryota; Metazoa; Arthropoda; Insecta; Lepidoptera; Crambidae. Gene Ontology annotation, biological process: proteolysis.